Triticum turgidum subsp. durum (durum wheat) is the source of this 1053-nucleotide messenger RNA. The record is from the annotation of a GenBank genome assembly. NCBI's taxonomy places the organism in Eukaryota, Viridiplantae, Streptophyta, Magnoliopsida, Poales, Poaceae.
AUGGCGGGAGCGGUGAACGGCGUGGAGGCAGCGCAGGCUCAGGGCGGCGCGGCGGCGGCGGCGGGGGAGGCGGCGAUCAGGCACCGGACGGUGGAGGCGAACGGCAUCGCGAUGCACGUGGCGGAGUCCGGGCCGGAGGACGGCCCGGCGGUGCUGUUCCUGCACGGCUUCCCGGAGCUGUGGUACUCGUGGCGGCACCAGAUGGCGCACCUCUCCGCGCGGGGCUACCGGUGCGUGGCGCCCGACCUGCGCGGCUACGGCGGCACGGAGGCGCCCGCCGACGUGGCGUCCUACACCGCCUUCCACGUCGUCGGCGACGCCGUCGCGCUGCUCGACGCCCUCGGCAUCCGCAAGGUGUUCGUGGUGGGACACGACUGGGGCGCCAUCAUCGCGUGGUACCUCUGCCUCUUCCGCCCGGACCGCGUGACGGCGCUCGUCAACACCAGCGUCGCCUUCAUGCGCCACGUCUUCAUCCGCGCCGGCGCCGACGCCGUCAAGACCACCGACUACUUCAACCAAGCCUACGGCCCGACCUACUACAUCUGCCGCUUCCAGGGAGCCCGGCGUGGCGGAGAAGGAGUUCGCGCCGGCGCACGCGAGGCACCUGAUGACGCGGAUCCUGAGCGACCGCUUCAGCGAGCGCGCGGCGGGCAAGGAGCCCAAGGACGGCGGCGGCGACGACGCCGACGCGGCGCUCCCGCCGUGGCUCACGGAGGCGGACAUCGACUACUUCGCCGCCGCGUUCGAGAAGACGGGCUUCACGGGCGCCAUCAACUACUACCGCAACAUGGACCGGAACUGGGAGCUGGCGGCGCCGUGGGCGGACGCCAAGGUGACGGUGCCGACCAAGUUCAUCGUGGGGGACGGGGACCUGACGUACCACUACGCGGGGAUCCAGGACUACCUGCACAAGGGCGGGCUCAAGGCGGACGUGCCGCUGCUGGAGGAGCUGGUCGUCGUCCCCGGCGCCGGCCACUUCAUCCAGCAGGAGCGGGCGCAGGAGGUCAGCGACCACAUCUACAGCUUCAUCGCAAAGUUCUGAAGAACAGCUGA